Messenger RNA from Erythranthe guttata (spotted monkey flower), 1803 nucleotides. RefSeq names its product putative pectinesterase/pectinesterase inhibitor 59. NCBI's taxonomy places the organism in Eukaryota, Viridiplantae, Streptophyta, Magnoliopsida, Lamiales, Phrymaceae. Gene Ontology annotation, biological process: cell wall modification. Gene Ontology annotation, molecular function: pectinesterase activity; enzyme inhibitor activity. The record is from RefSeq and is a predicted model, not a curated record.
AUGACCAUGAUAAUAACUAAUUAUAACCCUAAGUCCUCCUCCUUCGUCGUCGUCUUCGUCGUUCUUUUCGUAAUUAUUUUCAGUAAACAAGUACACGCGGAUGACGAAAUUACCAAAAAGGGCAUCGGGUGGUGGUGCAGCACGACACCCCACCCAGAGCCCUGCAACUACUUCAUGGCCCGGUUCGACCCGAAAACCCGGGAAGAUUUCCGGACCAUGACUAUAGUUGCCUCGCUGGAGCGGGCCAUAGACGCCCAAACCCGGGCCAAUAUAAGCGGGUCGGGCUGCCGGAGCAAAAGAAAAGCUAUUGUAUAUAGAGACUGCAGCAAGCUGAUGGACAACACAAUCCUCCAGCUCACCAGCACGUUGAACAACAUCCAAACAAACGCCACUUUUACGGUUUUCGACGCCCAGACGUGGCUGAGCACCGCCCUGACGAAUAUCGAGAUCUGCCGAUCCGGGUCACGUGACCUGAACGUGACUAAGUUUACUUCCCCGAUUCUAUCGGGGAAUGUUUCCGAGCUUAUAAGCAACUGCUUGGCCACAAACGGAGCUCUCCUCCUCGACGGCGGCGGAAACUCGUCGGCGGCGGCGGGGGGUGGUCGUCGGGGGUUUCCGGGGUGGGUUUCCGGCGGGGAUAGGAAGCUGUUGCAGGACAUGGCGCUGGCGGCGAAGGCGAACGUGGUAGUUUCUCAGGAUGGGUCUGCCGGGAGUUUUAGGUCGGUGCAGGCGGCGAUUGACUACGCGACGGCGAGGAGGGUGGGGAACGGGAGGGUGGUGGUGUACGUGAAGAGAGGGGUGUACAGGGAGAAUAUUCUGGUGAGCAGGACGAUGAAUAAGGUGAUGCUUGUCGGAGAUGGGUUGAGGUACACCGUCAUCACCGGCAGCCGGAGCGUGGCGGCGGGUUUCACUACUUACAGUUCUGCAACAUUUGGAAUCGACGGCAUCGGAUUCAUAGCGCGAGGAAUCACAUUCCGGAACACCGCGGGCCCACAGAAGGGCCAGGCGGUGGCUCUCCGCUCCGCCUCCGACCUAUCCGUAUUCUACGCAUGCGCUUUCGAGGGCUACCAAGACACACUCUUCGUCCACGCGCAGCGCCAGUUCUACAAAUCAUGCUACAUCUACGGAACAAUCGACUUCAUCUUCGGCAACGCGGCGGUCGUGUUCCAGAACUGCAUAAUCUACGUCCGGAAGCCCUUGGUGGGCCAGGCCAACGUGGUCACCGCCCAGGGCCGGGGCGACCCGUUUCAGAACACGGGUAUAUCCAUCCACAACUCCCGGAUAAUGCCCGCCCCGGAUCUGAAACUUGUCGUCGCCUCGUUCAAGACGUAUUUGGGCCGACCGUGGCAGCAGUACUCUCGGACCGUGAUCAUGAAGAGCUUCAUCGACGGGUUUGUGGUCCCCGAGGGGUGGUCGAGGUGGGAGGAUUCGGAUUUCGCGUUGAGUACACUUUAUUAUGGGGAGUACAAGAAUUUCGGGCCGGGCGGGUCGUCGAGGAACCGGGUCAAAUGGCCCGGUUACCAUAUUAUUACGAGCCCGAACGUGGCGAACCGGUUCACUGUAGGGAGUCUUAUUGCCGGUCGGGCGUGGUUGCCUUCCACUGGGGUCCCAUUUAUUGCUGGGUUGUAACUUGUAUUAUUAUUAUUACACGUCUUGUUAAUUAUUAUGUAAUUCUUUUUUUUUUUUCUUUCUCUUUUUUAGUGAUUUAUUAGUUGAUUAAUUUUUUACAUGUCAUGCCAUUAUGACAGAAAUUAAUGACCGUUAUUUAGAAUUGUUCAAUUUAUUGGUCAAUCCAUUAAAAAA